CCACCACCACCACCACCACCACCACCACCACCACCACCACCAGCCCCAGCACCAGUACCCUCCCUCCCCCUCUCCACCUUUGACCUCCCCCAGCCCUCUGCCCUGGAUACCCUUGACUUGCUGGCCAUCUACUGCCACAGUGAGGCUGGGCAGGGGGAUGUGGGGUUGGUGCCUAUGCCCCCACCACAGCAGCCCCCUCCUCCUCCACCUCCACCCUCUCGCCUGGCACCCUACCCCAACCCUGCUACCACCCGAGGGGACCGCAAGCAAAAAAAGAGAGACCAGAACAAGUCAGCGGCUCUGAGGUACCGCCAGCGGAAGCGGGCAGAGGGUGAGGCCCUGGAGGGCGAGUGCCAGGGGCUGGAGGCAAGGAACCGGGAGCUGAGGGAGAGGGCCGAGUCAGUGGAGCGGGAGAUCCAGUACGUCAAGGACCUGCUCAUCGAAGUGUACAAGGCUCGGAGCCAGAGGACCCGCCACAGCUAGAAGGGUGGGGGCUUUGGGUUCCAGGAGAGCUGGUCUUCAGCUCCGCUCACUUCUGUGUCUGGCGCUGAGGUGGGACAGGUUCCUCAGUCAUCCCCCUGCCUCCAGCUUCAUCCCAAACCUCUCCCUCUCCCUCUUCUUGCUUUUAUUCAUAUUGCCUCUCUUGCCUAUUUCUCGAUUUUGCUCCCCAGAAUCAUGGAAUGUUUGGUCUUAGUCAACAUCUGUACCCCUAAAGUAACAGCUGAAGAGGUGAGGCCCACAGGGAACAGGGGGAUCUCAGAAACCUGGUCUCUUGAAUUUCAAACCUGAUUUCUUGCAGGUGGUUCUUGGUGGGGGGUGGAGUAGGCAUAGGAUGGAAAAGGGAAGCGAGGCCAGGACUCCAUGCAGAGUGACUAUGCAAAUGAGAAUGUAAGUCAAGGAGGGUUUUGAGGAGGGAUCCCAUAUCAUGUGAGCAAAAAAGUAAGCCAGGCAACCCCGGGGUACUGUGAUUGGGGAGGGAGCCAAAAGGUGGCCAGGUUCAAAGAGCAGGUGGAGCUGCAGGUGAACAGGAGGGAAGGGGCAGGGUAGGGGUGGCCAUAGUUGGGACCAGGUGUUCAUUUUAGCUCUGGGAGGAAAUCAGUGUUUUGUGAAGGUGUUGGGGGAGGGGUUGCAUCUAGGUGAGGGAGGGUGGGGACUGAUCCUUUUGGGGGCUGUGAACAGAAAUAAAAGGAAGAAUUUCCUCUGG
This is a messenger RNA of Galeopterus variegatus (Sunda flying lemur), 1204 nucleotides long. RefSeq names its product activating transcription factor 5 (gene ATF5). The record is from RefSeq and is a predicted model, not a curated record. Gene Ontology annotation, molecular function: DNA-binding transcription activator activity, RNA polymerase II-specific; RNA polymerase II transcription regulatory region sequence-specific DNA binding. The annotation marks the transcript as partial. The transcript has a single exon. Lineage: Eukaryota; Metazoa; Chordata; Mammalia; Dermoptera; Cynocephalidae. Gene Ontology annotation, biological process: regulation of transcription by RNA polymerase II. Gene Ontology annotation, cellular component: nucleus.